Messenger RNA from Amphibalanus amphitrite, 3890 nucleotides. RefSeq names its product zinc finger protein 135-like. The transcript has 8 exons. Gene Ontology annotation, biological process: regulation of transcription by RNA polymerase II. Bases 752 to 3298 code for a protein of 848 amino acids. NCBI's taxonomy places the organism in Eukaryota, Metazoa, Arthropoda, Thecostraca, Balanomorpha, Balanidae. Gene Ontology annotation, cellular component: nucleus. Gene Ontology annotation, molecular function: DNA-binding transcription factor activity, RNA polymerase II-specific; RNA polymerase II transcription regulatory region sequence-specific DNA binding. The record is from RefSeq and is a predicted model, not a curated record.
GUACCUACCCAUUUUACUUUAUUCCAACUUAGCCAUACGGGCCAUACGUUAGGCCAUAUACCAUGCAAGCAAAUGUGUUCACAUUCUUAUUUCAUGCAGCAUAGGGCCCAGCAUAGAUUUAAUUCAUGAAUACCAAGACACUUUCAUUUAAAACUUACCCACUCUGGUUGGCAUAUGUUUUUGAUUGGCUAUUUUCUUUAUUUUGAUUGCUUUGAGGAAAUUUCACUUAUGUGAUAUGUCAAAAGCGCGUCAGAAUCACGACAAAAUAUUUAUAAAAGCACACCAUAAUGGUACGAAGUGAGGAUAUUCGUGUGAAAGGUUGGGGAAUAUUUUCGCAUGUUUCGAAAAUAUUUUUACUCACUCUUUUCAAUGAAUUUAAUCUUAUAAAUAAGCAUUCAUUUUAUUCUUUUUGAAUCAAAAAUAAGAGAAAAGAAAAGUAUUGAACUGUUCUAAAGUCUGAAGAAAGUGUGAAAAGAAGGUCACAAAGUCCUCAUGUUGAGAGAAAAUAGAAAAGCACGCCAAGUAGUACACUUUACCGUUUGCAAAAGAAAUACAUUGCAUGAAGCGUCAAUAUGAAGUCGCUGUGUGUUGUUGUUGUAUUGAGUUUCCAAGUGUUAAAAGACUGAAUUUUAAUUAUAUCUGCCAAUAUUUUGAGUGUUUUGCUAACCUAAUAGAAAUGCAAUGGUCGACUUACAACAAUAGUUGUUAGCAAACAAUAUUGACUUUUAACUUCAAUUGUUUGACAAUCCCAAUGGACGAUUCUGAUUCUGGGCUCAGUCAUGCACAUUUAGGAGAAUUUCAGAAACAGCUUUCAGAUGUGAUGGUCACAUAUCAGCACCUGCCUGAGGGUGAGCAGCCAGCUGCCUUUCACCUGCUGCAGGCCUCUCUGGGGCCUCUGCUGGCCGUACCUGCCGACUACUGCCUGUCAGGACAGCAGUCUGACCAGCAGCUGAUCAUCACAGACCAACCUGCUGCUGAAGCUCAGAAUGCACCUGUGCAGCAGGUGGCACUGCAGGCAGCAGAGGACCACCAGUGUACUACAGAGGGCCAGGAGCAGCAAACUGGGGCCAACCAAAGUCAGAAGGCCACCAGAGAUCAUGAUUUUGAGGAUGAGUCAGAUGACAUGAAUGUUGAGGCUGAACCUCUGACCUCAGAGCAUAAUGAAAUAGCAGAGGAAGAGGAUGACUCACUUGGGGAAACAGGCAAAGAGACUGGUGGUCUGCAGCCUGCCUCUAAAAGUCCACAAACCGAUAAAGAUGUACCCAUGGCGCCCUGCGAGACAUACCCAGCUGGCUCUGAAGGGCAGCCUGCAGGGGAAGCUGCUGAGACUGGUCCCCAGCAGGCCUCUGAUGGAGCUGCCAAGCAGGAGUGGGACCAGUCCACCAAGAAUGCAGCAGCUGCCAACCAGCAGGAGACCGACCCGCCCCCAGCGGCAGCGGCCCGCGGUAAGAAGGCGGCUCGCCGGCCGGACGCCGCCCGGUACGUCUGUCCGGCGCCCGGCUGCGGCCGGCCCUGCGGACACCGCAAGUCGCUGGUGCUGCACGUCAAGUGGGACCACCUGCAGGCGCCUGUCUGCUGCCGCGCCUGCCGCAGCGAGCUCAACACGUACGCCCACUUCCUCUACCACAACCGCACCUGCUUUCAGGGCGUCAGCGCGCUAGUCUGCCCCGACUGCGACGCCCGCUUCACCAUGGAGCUGCCGUACAAGCGGCACCUGGCCGGCCACGCGCUGAACGCCUGUCAUAAGUGCGGCGAGCGACUCUCCAGUCGGAAGGCGCUCGUCAAACACCUCCGGCACGAGCACAACAUCCGCGAGUGUGAAAAGUGGUUCACGUGCGACAAGUGCCCCAAGAAGUUUAUGAAGAAACGCUCCUGGCUGACGCAUUCGAAGGUCCACGCCACCCAGGACGACACACAGUGCGGCCGGUGUGGGCUGACGGUCAGCAAACAGCGACUGGCGGAGCACAUCAAAACCGAGCACGGACACGAGCCGUUCACCUGUGCCACUUGCCACAAACGGUUCCGGCGCAACCAGCAGUACCUGCAGCACAUGCGGCUGCACGAGCAGUACGACUGUUCGCUGUGCGGACAGCCAUUCGUCACGCAGCCCGAGUACGCUGCUCACAUGCAGAGCGCACACCAGAUACAGCCGGAUCUGCUGACCGGUCCGGCGCUCACUCGCUACCGGUGUGAGGUGUGCGGCGCCGCCUUCUGGUCUCGCACACAGCUCAGCCAGCAUCUGGACUCACAUCCUGACGUGUCCCUGGAGUGCUCCCGUUGUCAGACCGAGUUCGAGACGGCCGCUCAGCUGCACCGUCACCUGCGCCGCUCGCUGUGCUCGCGCUCACCGCAGCUCAUCUGCCAUCACUGCGGCGCGCAGUUCUGCGCUCACUUCGCGCUCCGCAAGCACCUGGUGCGCGCGCACGGCGAGGGCCCGGCCAAGGUCGGUCGGUGUCCCCACUGCGACUACACCAACAGUAGCGCGGCCAACCUGCGGCGACACAUAGCUGCCCACGAGCAGCUGGCACGGCGGUACGUCUGCGACCAGUGCGCGGCCGCCUUCCACACACUGAGCACCCUCAAGGACCACCAGCUGUACGUCCACACCACGGAGAAACGCUUCACCUGCGGCGAGUGCCAGAAGGCGUUCAAGACGAGCAGCUCGUUAAAUCGCCACAUGCGCGUUCACUCCGAAACCCGACCCUAUCAGUGCUACUGCGGCAACUCGUACAAACGCAUGUCCCACCUGCGUCGGCACAUGACCGCCGUGCACAACAUGCGCACGCGCACGAGGCUGAUUGAGAGGUUCGACGGCAGUGCGGCGGCCUCUUCAGACAGCGGGUCAGAUGGCACGGGAUCGACUGGCGCCGGCGGCGGCGGCGGAGCUGGCGAGAGCGGUGGUGGCGGAGGUACCGCCAGCAGCGGCGGCGGUGACUCGGGCGGACCGGAGCCUGUCACCGAGGCCGCAGUAAGCGAGCCCGCCCAGUGGAGCGGCCUGAUGAGUGAGCACGGCGUCGCCUACAUCCCGGACGAGGGCGUGCUGAGGCUGUACUCUGUCGAUACUGGGGAGGAGCUACCCGAGGAGUUCACCCUACCCCAGGGCAUCUACAACACCGAGGCCGUGUUCCUCGCCGACGGAUCAAGAUCGAUCGUGCUAAAACCGGCCGGUGAGUUGUCUGGUCAGUUGGAUGUGAGCGGGGGUGGCGAGCUGGUGGCGGCGGGGGCGGCGCAGGAGCCGACCGCUACCCUGCCGCCACCCUCCACCAUCCGCUCGUCUCAGCAGAGCCGACUGGUGUGAGCGCCGGCGAACGGGUGUGUAUCUCUAGACUUUUGGGAUCGGCAGAGUCGCUCGCCCCGCUGCGAUGUGUGUUCGGUCUAACCGUGCGGGGUAACCAUACCGGUUUGUUUGUAUUGGUGUCCGACCGGUCAGGGAUUGAGCUUCAAUCAAAUGCUACCGCCCUGAGCCCCGUCCGGCAGUCGAUACGUACCGUGCGAUGGGCGACGUGCUUGUUUGUUCACGUAGUUUAUUGUGCGUUUUCUGAGAAUCGGCUCAAUUGGAAUCCGGAUGGCGUUAUUGCGCUACCAACUGUAAUCACGAGUAAAUGUCAGGGCAAUUGUGAAUUGCUCGCAAUUUUUACACGACUGCUUGUUGGGUGUUCACAGGGUCAUGAACCAUGAUAGAGGGAGUUGGGUGAAAUUUGAACGAGUGGGGGCAUGCGGGUACUCUGGAUGGUGUGUCCCCUUUCAUGGUUUAUAUGGGCUGUUGUUUAUGUGAUAUUUGUCGCAUUUCAGCGUCGUGUUGGAUGGAUAAUAUCUGAGGAAGGUAGCUUCUUCCUAAUAUUGGAUUUUUGUGACGCUGAUGUGACUGAAAUACAAGCAGUUAAAUGUUA